Seriola dumerili (greater amberjack) is the source of this 4452-nucleotide messenger RNA. RefSeq names its product ras-associated and pleckstrin homology domains-containing protein 1-like (gene raph1a). The record is from RefSeq and is a predicted model, not a curated record. Bases 70 to 4452 code for a protein of 1460 amino acids. The transcript has 18 exons. Gene Ontology annotation, cellular component: plasma membrane; cytosol. Gene Ontology annotation, biological process: signal transduction. NCBI's taxonomy places the organism in Eukaryota, Metazoa, Chordata, Actinopteri, Carangiformes, Carangidae.
GGGAAGGUAGAAUAGAAGAUGAGGAACUAGAGAGGAUGAGAGGGAGUUGAGAAGGAGCCAGGAGGAUCCAUGGAGCAGAUGGACCAUGUGUCAGACGAGGAGGUGGAGGUCAGGGAGGAAGAGGAGGAGGAAGAGGAGGACAGCGAUAAGGAGGACCAGGACCUGGAUAAGAUGUUUGGAGCAUGGCUGGGAGAGCUGGACAAACUCACACAGAGUCUGGAUGACGGCCGCCCGGAGCGGCCUCCUCAGCAGAAAGCUCCCCUCAGACAGGAGACCAACAUGGCCAACUUAACCUACAGAUUCUCCAUCUACAACAUCAAUGAGGCGUUGAAUCAGGGCGAGAACGUGGAUCUGGACGCUCUCAUGGCUGAUCUCUGCUCCAUCGAACAGGAACUCAGCACCAUCAACACAAAACCCAACAGCGCCGGCAGCAUGGCUCGCCUGGGGCUGACCGACACCAAGGUCCGUCAGAAGCCUCCAGCAGGGCGCAGUGGCAGGCAGCAGCCAGCAGGGAGCAGCAGCGCCGGAGGUGGUGGCAGCAGUAGCAGUGUUAGCGGUGGGGGCGGCAGCAGCGGGGCGAGCAGCAGCAGCAGCAGCACCAGGGCGUCGCCGGCCGGCACGAUCAGAGCUCCCACCGGGCAUCAUGGGAGACCGGCGCUGGCUUCUAACUUCAGUCUGGACGACAUCACCGCCCAGCUGGAGAAGGCGUCUCUCAGCAUGGACGAAGCUGCUCGUCAGACCUCCUCCCACUCCCUCAGCUCCGCCUCCACCUAUACAUCAGCCACGAUGCGGCGGCCCGCAUCAUCCCAGCGCCAGCAUCGACGCACGGGAUCGGUUGGCACGGUCAGCGACCACGAGGUGCGUUCAAUCGUCCACUCCUCGCGCUCCUCCGUCACCUCGGCGUCCGGGGUUUCUGUUAACUCUGCUUCCUCCAUGGAUUCGUUGGACAGCGUCCUCCGCUCCAAUGAGUCGGACGGUCAGCAGUCCACAGGUCAAGCUGAGGGCGCCAGUCAAGGUCAUCACAUCACAGAGGAGGAGCAGGCUGCCAAGCUGAAGGCAGAGAAUAUCCGAGUCGCCCUGGAGAAGAUCAAGGAGGCCCAGGUGAAGAAGUUGGUGAUUCGUGUUCAUCUGUCGGACGAGAGCUCCAAGACCAUGAUGGUGGACGAGAGACAGACGGUCAGACAGGUUCUGGACAGUUUGCUGGAGAAAUCUCACUGUGGCUACAGUCCAGACUGGUCACUGGUGGAAACCAUCAAUGAGCUGCAGAUGGAGCGGAUCUUCGAGGAUCAUGAGAACCUGGUGGAGAACCUGCUGAACUGGACCAGAGACAGUCAGAACCGCCUGAUGUUCACUGAACGCAUCGAGAAGUACGCCCUGUUCAAAAACCCCCAGAACUAUUUGUUGGGGCGGAAGGAGACGUGCGAGAUGGCCGAAAGAAACAAAGAGGCUCUGUUAGAGGAGUGUUUCGGCGGUAGCUCAGUGUCCGUCCCUGAGAUGGAGGGAGUGUUGUGGCUGAAAGAGGAUGGGAAGAAGUCGUGGAAGAAACGCUACUUCCUGCUAAGGGCCUCUGGCAUCUACUACGUCCCCAAGGGCAAAGCCAAGGCAUCCAGAGACCUGGUGUGUUUUCUCCAGUUGGAUCAUGUUAACGUUUACCACGGCCAGGACUACAAGAGCAAGUACAAGGCUCCUACAGACUACUGCAUGGUGCUGAAGCACCCUCAGAUCCAGAAGACGUCGCAGUACAUCAAGUACCUCUGCUGUGAUGAUGUCAGAACCCUCCAACAAUGGAUCAACAGUAUUCGCAUCGCCAAGUACGGGAAGCAGCUGUACAUCAAUUUCCAGGAGGCAAUGAGGAGGACAGAGGCGGCCUAUGAUUGGUCUUCCCUAUCGUCUUCCUCCAUCAAGUCAGGAUCCAGCUCCUCCAGCCUCCCAGAGUCCCAGUCCAACCACUCCAGCCAAUCGGACAGUGGUGUUUCAGAGAUGACGUCAACAGGCCACACCCGCUCCCAGAGUGUCGUCAGCUCCAUCUUCUCUGAUGCCUGGAGGAGAGGAACGCAAGGAGAGAUGAUGAAGAUAGACCCUAUCAGUAGACCUAUCCCUCUCCAGAUACCUUCCCUCUCUCCACAACCCCUCCCUCUCUCUCAGCCUCAGACCCCACCCUCCCGGACCAGCUACACCGAUGGCCUCAUCCCAUCUGAGGAUUCCUCUCCAUCACCUCCCUCGCCUCCGCCACCUCCGCCUCCUCCCCCUAUUGCAAGUGUGGCCCAUCAGUCAGCACCUACCUCCUCAUAUGUCAAGUACAGCACACUGGCUCGCCUGCAGAGCCAGAACCAGUCCAGGACACAGCUGCCAGGAGCCACCCCACCAUCCCUCCCCAUCCAGUCUACAAAACCAAACUACAAUACCCUCCCAGCCGCUUACAGCACCUCCCCUCCAUUACCACCGUCUCCUCCCCCGCCUCCUCCACCCACUGUGCCGGCUCCUGGCUCAGCCAUGGCCGCGUUGAAAUUUGGUCCAUCUAGCCCCUCUGCUCUGCCACCACCACCCCCGCUGGAAGAGGAGAUCCAGGAGUCCUCCUACCUCCCCCCUCCUCCACCAGAGAGCCUGGAGGCCAAUGGGUUGCUGCUUCCUCUCCCUCCAGAGCCCAUGCUCAACUCCUGUCCUCAGCUCUCCAACGCUGGCCUCCAGCAGUUCUUGGCACAGAAGUUUCCCAACAUGGUGUAUGACUUCAGCCCAGGAGUACCCGACGAUGACUCUCCUCCUCCUCCUCCACCUCUGGCUGAGCUUUCUCCUCCUGCUUCCCUGCAAGCUCUCCGGCCCCUUUCCCCCAAUGCGCCCCCUCCUGCGCCUCCAAAAACCUUUACUGGUGGUUUUCCCCCUCAAACUGCUCCCAAACCUUCUGGUCCCUCUUCCCUUCCCAUUGCCCUCUCACCUGUGUCACCCACACCGCUCCACAGUGGCCACGGGCCAGUUAAAAAGCAGCAGAGUUUCUCAACAGGUCAUUCCCCAAAUCAGCCACCUCCCACAUUGCCAAAGCAGCACAGUCUCUCUUCCAAAAACCUUGCCCUCUCUCCUUCCUCCUCCUCCUCUUCCGUCUCCAUUGCAGCUGCUACCUCCUCUUUGGUCAAACAGAUUGUCAAUCAGUUCCCAGGAAAUGCUGCCCCUUCCUCUCUGCCUGCCUCCAACUCCAUGGAAGGAUCUAAGUUCUCUGCUCCUCAGUCUCCUCCUGCCGUCAAGGCCAAACCAAAAUGGCAGCCAGGAGGCGUUGUGGCGCCACAGUCCCCAGAGUUCCCCCCACCUCCUCCUGACAGCUCCUUAGGAGAUUUCCCUCCUCCUCCCUCUUCAUCCUCGUCCAGGACAGGCUCCCCUAUAAAGAAGUCGCCUUCCACCUCAUCCACAGGAUCCAUCAAGCGAGGGCCUCCACCAACCCCACAAAGAGCCUCCUCCAUUCGGUCCAGUUCAGGCGAGACUCAAGAGGAGAGGCCAAAGAAGGUGGAGAGCCUGGUCAACAAAUUUGGCCAAACUCCUCAGACGGGUACAUCCUCAAGCUCCUCGUCAGCGACUGGGUCUCCUUCAAAAGAUUCUUCUGCGCUUCCUGCUCCGCUCCCAAAGCCGGGGAAGCUGAACUUGGCGAACCUCCCGUUGGCGCUCCAGGGGCUACAAACAGGCCAGCACCAUCAGCCAUCUGACUUCCCAUCCCCUCCUCCCCCACCUCCCCCCUCCCAGCCUACUCACCUUGAGUCUCCUGACUACUUCCCACCUCCCCCCAGUGACUUUGAGCUUUUCCCUCCUCCUCCCCACCCGUCAGAGUUCCACCAGACCCCUAAGGUCGCUGUGGUGAACCCCCAGCCUCAGAUGCAGCCGCAUCAACAGUCAGCAACCUCCUCCAUGUCAUCGUCGUCAUGGAAACAAGGCUCACUGAAAAAGGGGGCAGUCCCUCCUCCAACACUGAACCGGCGGAGCAGCAACACGACCCAGUAUGACAAUACAAUUUCAAUGCCCCUCUCGCCGCCUCCCCUGUCUCAGACACCACCUCCUUCCCUGUCCUCAUACUCCUCCUCCUCCUCCUCUCCCGUCCCCCCCACCUCCCCGAAAUCAGCAGGGCCGGUGUCGCUGGCACUAAAGCCUCACUUCCUGGAAGACCUCAAUCGCACUCUUAAGCGGAAGUCAGUGUCUCGCCAUGGCUCGCUCACCUCCUCCCACCUCAUCUCCUCUAAGAUGGACCCUGUGGGCACCAUGGACGACAUGGCGCUCCUCCCGCCACCCCCUCCGGAGCUAAUGCAGCAGCAGCAGCAGGGCGUCCGGGGACACUCCCAAACUUUGUCUCGCCACCACACGCACUCCCACUCCACCAAACAUGCCAACAUCUCAGGCUAUGCAACGCUGCGGCGAGGCCCACCUCCCGCUCCUCCAAAAAGGGACCAAAGCACCAAACUGACCAGUGACUGGUAG